AUGGAAGCAGUACCAAGGUUACCUAUGUUAUCGUUCCAAUUAAAAGUCAGCCCAGAACCUACGAUUUUUGGAUCAAAAUUAAAACAAUAUAUUCGUGACUUUUAUAAUGAAGACCCAGAGUCAUACACAACUGAAAUUCAUCAACUGGAAAAUCUCCGAGCUAUGGCAGUACGCCCACCGAUAGCAGUAACAGGCUGUUCAUUACUUAAAAAAUAUUAUUGUCAAUUGCAUUUUGUUCAAAGUAGAUUUCCUAUGGGCAUUGAUGAACCUGCAGCAGUUCCUUUUUCAUGGCGAGAUACGUAUGCAAAUAUGGUAUUUAGUUUAUCAAAUAUACGUUUCGAAAUAAUAUCAAUUUUAUAUAAUAUCGGUGCGAUACACACACAAUUAGGAGCUAAAACAGAACGUACAUCAGCAGAUGGUAUGAAAAUGGCGUGCUCCCAUUUUCAAUGCGCAGCUUGGGCAUUUGAACACUUACAGAAUAGUUAUCCGCAGCCACCAGGAGUUGAUAUGGCGCCAGAAUUAAUGAAAUUCAUGCAUCAGCUUUGUCUUGCUCAGGCUCAAGAAUGUAUUCUCGAAAAAAGUAUGUUAGACAAUCGCAAACCAACGAUUGUAGCUAAAGUAGCUAAGCAAAUCGUUGAUUAUUAUGCACUAGCUUUAUGGACAUUAGAGCCUAGUAACAGUGAAGAGAGUACAAUCGCUGAUACAGUUGGAUCAAAAACGUAUAAAAGUUGGAAGAAUUAUGUCAAAUUUAAACGUUCUUAUCAUACGGCGGUUACUCUGUUGUAUCAAGGACUAGCCUCGGAAGAGCAGCAAAAAAUGGGGGAGCGUGUUGCAUUUUAUAAUGCUGCGUUAGCAUCUUUAAAUAGUGCACGAUUACUUCAUGCUACUGCUAAAAGUUCCACUGGUAUUACUGGAAUAACAGGUGAAAAAGAAGCUAUCGAGGAAGCUCUUGUGUUUACUAAUGACGUAAUUGAAGGUAAAAGAAAGGCCGCAAAAAAUGAAAAUGAAUUUAUUUAUCACGAAGAAGUACCUGAAAAAGAUGCUUUACCUACAGUAAAUGGCGCGUCAUUAGUCAAAGGUAUUUCUUUUAAUGUAAAUGAUCCAGAAGUAUCUGGACCAGAUAUUUUUGCAAGAUUAGUACCUAUGAAAGUUCAUGAAGCAAGUUCACUUUAUUCUGAAGAAAAAGCUAAAAUUCUUCGAUCAGUAGGUUCAAAAAUUGAAGAAAAAGACCGAGAUCUUGAAAUGUUUCUUGCGUCAUUAAAAUUACAACAUCUGAGUCUUUGGGAUCCUGAUCGUCCAUUAGAAGCUGAUACUUUGCCAUUUCCAGAAGGAUUAGCAGAAAGAUGUGCUGCAUUAAAUGCUAAACCUACUGCUAUUAAAGAACUUGAAGAUAUUACUGCAAAAUUGUCAGGAACAUAUGGAGAUGUUGAGACAAUGCUAGAAAAUAUUAACAAAAUACUUACAGAAGAAGAUCAAAAAGAAAAAAUGUACCAAGAAGCAAUGGGCAAAAGACCUCCAUCAAUCGUGGCUACAGAUUUAACAAGAGAAGCAAAAAAAUAUGAAGAAGCACAUGCGAAAGCGUCGGAGAGUAAUCAAGCUCUUCACCGAGCUAUGUCACUUCAUUUAAAUAAUCUUCAAAAGCUAUCUCAGCCAUUAGAUCAACUCAUGGCGAGCAUACCUACAAUUGAUCGGAGUAGUAAAGUUGGAAAUGAAACAGAAAAACAAAAUGUUCGAGAAUUAAAAAGAAUACUUGGGAAAGUAGAAGAAAUGCAAAAACAGAGAAGUGAACUUUAUUUAAAAUUAAAAGAAUCAAUAUCCCAAGAUAAUCUCACUCGAAUUUUAGUAACUGCAACAGCUGAAUCAGCCCCUCUAGAUACUCUUUUUGCAGAGCAUCUCAAGAAACAUCAGUCAUUAGUUGAUUUAAUCGAUCAGAAUCUCCUGGCACAAGAUAAUAUAUUGACAGCUUUGACGGAUGCUUAUGCACGUACAAUUGAAACUCGUAAAUCUGUAGAAGAAAUUAUAAGAAAACGAGAAUCGAUGAUAGCAUCUCUUAUUAAUUCCUAUGAGGCUUACGAAGACUUAUUGGCUAAAGCAUCAAAAGGUCUAGAAUUUUAUCGUAAAUUAGAGAUGAAUGUUACAAAACUUUUGCAAAGAGUUAAAAGCACAUGCAGAGUUCAAGAAGAAGAACGCGAACAAAUUCUCGCAAAAAAUGGUAAAACAAAUUCAAUUGAAUCUACAUUACCAAUAACGCCUGAAAAGAAAAAAGGCUCAGGCAUGAAGUUGAGAGACCACUUAGCGAAUAGACUAAAGAAUAAUCCAUCUUAUCAAAAUCCUUAUGGAGAUAAACAAACUAUUCCUGUUGCUCCAGUACAGCCGAAUCCUCAUACUACCGGUAAAUCUUACUCCAAUGAACAUCACAUCGGUCCUGAUGGCAUUCCUAUUCAUGCAGUUCCUCCUAUGACGUCUGAUUCAACACUUCAAGAUCCUCAACAAAUGUAUCAGUACUAUGGUGGAUAUAACAAUUAUUAUAUGAACCAAGGAAGUAAUUACAUUCCUCAACAUUACAAUUAUAAUUCUACGAGUCAAAGUACAUCAGUUCAAGGUUUUGCUAAAUCCAACACUACUAACAGCGACCAUAUGUAUCAUCAAGCUAGCGGUUCUUCUAAUACAGAAGUCGCAAGUAACAGUAAUCAAUAUGCGGGAUACAGCAACCAGAGAAACGAAUCAGUGUCAUUACUGCCGAAUCAAGCUCAAUAUCCUGGUCAAUUAUAUGAAGAUACAAAUCAAUACUCUCAAUACACAGAUUACCGUACAAACCAAGGAUAUACUACAGCUAAUACUGGUUAUCAAAACAUACAGGGUCAGCAGUCGAACUACAACCAACCGUAUCAGGCUUUGCCGCCUAAUCAAACACCAUCGCCAGUUCCUGCUGGACAACUUCACCCUAUGAACGUAAUUCAAGAUACAAAUUCUCAAGUAUCUAAUAUAAAUGUUGGAUCUCAUCAAUAUGAGUAUCAAAAUGUUAAUCGUGGAGUUUACGUUAGCCCCUAUCAGCCAGUAAUACCACAAAUUCAACAACAGCAAAUUCAGCCACCAGUUUCUGAAAGUAUUACAAAUUAUUCUAUAAACCAAGAGAAUCCUUCUUUGCCGUCAUCGGUCCCACACGCUAGUCUUUCUCAACAAAUUUAUCCACAAGAGACUACAAAUUUACAGUAUCCAGCUGCCCAUAAUCUUCAGCAACCUCCUGCUCAAGCUGUUAAUAUAGGAUACAAUGUUCCAGAACAGUAUUUGACAAACAAAGCAGCAGGUAUCCAUUCUAACGAGGCUUCUUCUGUGGCACCUACAUAUUCUGGUACUCCUUCGGACAUUUCUGGAAUAAAUCAAACAGAAUCACAGUACUAUCAUCAUACAAAUAAUAAUACUUUAAUCCAAAACACAACACCUUAUAUCCUUCCAUCUCAACAGGGUUAUAUUGAAAGCGGACAACCAAGUGUACCGAGUUCCCAAGUCCCAAUAAAUCCUCCUGUCCAAACGUAUCCCAACAGUUAUGGUCAAACUUAUUCUAUUGAUGCAAAUGGACACCAAUAUCAAAUGCCACCAAAUUCCAUUGCAGCUCAAAAUAUUCCUGCAAAUUAUGCUAAUGAUCCCGAAAUAAUUUUAAGUCAUGCUAAAUCAUCUAACGUACCGGGAUUAAUGCAAAAUUAUCAGUAUUCUCUUCAGAGUCAUCCAGGUACUAUGCAAUAUUCUUCAUACUCUCAAAAUUAUACGGGUACUUGGGAUGGGCAACAAGUUCAUACUUCGUCAAGUGAUUCAUACCAAGGGCAUCCGGGAUAUUCGUUUAAUCCAACUGUCGGUGGAUAUGAGUACAGUUCUGGUUAUCAAGAUUCACGAAGUAAUCUUCAAGCUAACAUUUCCCAUGCAAAUUCUCAGAUUAAUGAUCAGUCAAAUUCACACUACACAAAUGCUAAUAACGAAUCUGCGACAAACCUCACAACAUCAUCAAACUAUUCUAAUGGAUCUUUUGAACCAGAAGUUGGUGAGCAAAAUUAUUAUACGACACCUUAUGGUGUUCAACCUUAUUCUAAUCAAGGUUCUACAACACUAAAUAACCAGUCAAACACUAGCUACGUUCAAACUUAUACUCAAUCAUCGAACAACAAAACCACAACAACAAAUUCGGAAAUUAAAAAGUCAGAUACUCCAAUAGCACCCAAGUCCAAUUUGGAUUUACUUGCAGAUUUAGAUAUUACAAUAAAUCAUGCGCCAUUGGUACCAGAAGUUCAUUCGAUGGACAAAGAAACGAAAGCUGAUACUAGCUCUCCGAUACCUAACAUUGAUAAGGCGGUUGAAACGAAAGAAGAUGUAAUGAGUUUAUCGCAAAUUGAUGACAAACUUGAAAACCUUCAAAUUGUCUGGGACACUUGGUACAAUGACGUUCAACCAAAAAAAGAUCCACUGGGUGACUCAAUUAUUCUACAAAAGUUUAUUAAAGAUACUGAAAAGUAUGAGAAAUUUGUGGAUAGUCUUACGGUAAAAACUUUGAGUGGCUCAACAAAUCUUGAUAUUAAAUGGAAAGAAGUUCAGGAUUUUGAAGAACGUGAGCUAAAAAAACAAUCGACUACCGUAGCUCAGGCUAACUCGACAGAAAAUAGAACCAGCGAAUGGAUACCGUAUGACUCGACGAGAGUAAUAUUAACAACAGGAGAUCGCUCAUCAGAUUAUAUUAAUGCUUCCCAUGUAAAAGACUUGACCCAAUGGACACCAAAGUUUAUUGUCGCUCAAGCGCCUUUGCCCCAAAAUUUUGAAGCCUUUUGGUCCAUGAUUUGGGAACAAGGCAGUGAAGUAAUUGCUUGUUUAUGUUCUGAUACUCAACUUAAUGAUAUUUACUGGCCUACAAACAAAGAAACAAGUUUAACUAUCGGCAGUUUUACAUUAUCGUUAAAAAAUUCAACAAAUCAUACAACACACGUCCAAAGAGUUAUUGGAAUAGUUCAUUCAGAACAUAAAAUUGAAAGAGUUGUUGUUCACAUGCAAUAUCCAACGUGGCCCGCUACAGGCUUACCAAGCAGUCCUAGACCUUUGUUAUCAUUUGCUACAGAUAUUAUGUCUGAACAAGCACUAAGACACUGUCCGAAGCCAAUUGUCGUUCAUUGUCUUGUUGGUGGACCUCUAAGUGGCCUCUUUCUUCUUGCAGCCGCGACUGUAUGUCAUGUACGUGCCGGUCACGGUGUCGUUGAUGUGCCUCUUGUUUUUUCGACUCUCAUCAAGUACCGCAGGUGCCUGAUUAGUAAAGAAUUUCUUUUAUUUGGCUAUCGGAUGGUCCUCUAUCACGCUCAGGAUACACUCAUGAAACGUGGAAUUUUAUCGUCAACAAAAUCAACUUUUGAUGGAUUUGAUAAUGGAAAAGGUAACAAAGGAAGACUGGUUAAAAAAAAUCAACAUGCUCAUCCUUCUGAUGAUUUCCUUCAUAAUUUAGGAGUUGGCAUGCAACAUGGACUUGGACUACAGCAAGGAAAAGAUAAUAAGACUGGUCAAUCGCCGGGUCAACUAACCGUAGAUCCUGAGGAAAAGACUGAUAGAGCUCAACCUAUAGACCCAUUGAGCCAGUUGGAUCCUCUAUGGUCAAUUCGAAGAUAA
This is a messenger RNA of Cotesia congregata, 5637 nucleotides long. Lineage: Eukaryota; Metazoa; Arthropoda; Insecta; Hymenoptera; Braconidae. The record is from the annotation of a GenBank genome assembly.